GUCGGUAUUAUCAACCGCGAAAACGGCCAACAGCGCCGUGGCGAUUCCUCGAAACAAACAGUGACGCCUUGCCAUUGGUCCUCUCGUCCGCAUUUGAGUUGUCAAACGGCAGACGUCCGUUAAGAAAGCGGUUGCGGCGUGCCAAACAUUGUAAUAGUGACGGUAUCGAAGAGCUUGUGCGUGCAAUUUCGUCGAAUUUUAGUUGUUUACUUCUUCUAAUAUCGCACCUAAUCGACAAUUAUUGAACGUGACGUGAAACGACUACAAAAUUUGGCGGGAAUACGUGCUUGGAGGAAAUCGUCUCUUUGUUCGUUACGUCGUAUAACAGAGGAUGUGAAUGCUGACGCCGAUCAUUUUCAAGGGUUUCCGAUUUGUGUACGAAACGCGUUACAAUUCAACACAAUACUCGUGGAUCUGAAUUUUUCGGUAGUGGCGAAUGCAUUUUAUGAAACUGACAACGAAUCUGUAGCAAGGAUUGUGUGAUAUCGUCGGAAUGUCAAGUCCAAGGAGCAUCGGCGGUUCGGUUCGUGAAGGCACCCGAGUGGUGCUUCGCGAAAUCACCGCAUCCCUUCACAAUUCACCUCCGAUGCAAACGUCACGAAUUAAGAGCGGCAACGACAGUUUGCUACAAAAAACAACAGCAGCAGAGCAUGAGGUGAAGGUCCGUUUCGCCCGGGAAUUCGCCGACGUCGGAUCAAUCACCUACUCGGCCCCAGAAUCGUCUCUGUCAUCGGCUAGUAGUUUCCAGAGUCUAAGCAGCACUCUCAGCACAAAAAGCAGCAACGGCAUAUGCCCGGACUCGUUGCCCGUGAGCCCCAAUGAGAUCUGGAACAAGUCCUACACGAACACCACUAUACCGGGUGUCGAAGACCUGAUUCUCGGUUGCGCGGAAAUACAGAUCAGGAGCGAAGAGGACCAAUCAUUCGAGACGCUACAGAACACUCAGGAUCUUAGUCAGGAUCAAACGUUCGCGUCUGCCACCGACGAACCGAUUGCCGAGCUGACCAGAGAUCUAAUCGACGACGUCUCGCCGUUGGACUGUCCCGAAAUCGUUGAGGCGAUCGAUGUCAGCACAUCUAGGUCGUGUUCGCCGAUCAGUGGUACACAGGAUUACCAAGAUCGACCGAUUUUUAUAACUCCCGUGAUACAGACAGAGGAACCAAUCGAGAGAUCGGUUUCCCCUAGUACAGCCAGUGACCUAAUCGAUAGCGUUCAAACCUGUACCUCCGACUACGUCGACGAACUUCCACUGCCACAUUGCAGCACAGAGGAGGCUAACUUAAACUCCACGGUCUGUUUGUCAUCCGUCAAAGAGAGCCCAGAUGCUCCUAGCGUCGAUGAACAGAUCGUGAUAGAGAAUACUCAUCAGGUCCAGGUUGACCCCGUUACUGUAAAUAUCGUAUCGUUCUCCGCGGUAGACUUUGUGAACUCGGUGUCCGUGUCGACAGAACAUGCAGAGGACAUAUCGUUGCCUAGUAUAUCGACAUUGCCAUCGUUGCAUUUAACCGACUCGACGCGAUUAUCCGAAAGCGACGCCCACGAAGCUGGCAAUGAACAUAGUCCAUUGGUGAGGUCUUCGUCUCCUGUGAACGAUUCUGAAAGCGCGACCGAGUUACCGGAGAACCUACCGAAGAGUCUCAAACAAGAAACCGAGGACGUAGGUAGUAAUCGUGUAGAAACGAUUUUAUCUGAUCUUUGCGAUGACAAUGUCGUCGCUAUCAGCAGAGAAAGUUGCACAAUUUUAUUAAACGAUACUGCUCCUCCUGCGCCGAGCACACAGGAAUCCGAGAACGAGGUUUCGAAGUUAUGGAGGAGUCCCUUGGAGACUGAAAACGACAAAACCAGCAGUAACGUUGAAGUUAAUUCAAAAGUAGAUAUCCCAGAGGUGAACGUUUCUCCUUCAGUCGAGAAGGAAGUAGAGAAUACUGAGUCGAAUGAGCAUUUGGAUGAUAAAAGCGCAGACGUAUUAGAGAAAACAGAUGCGAUAGAAUCGGUGGACGAAAAAGAAGACGAAAUCGAGAAGGAAACCCCCGAGGACAAGUUAGACAGGACACUGACUUUCGAGAGUGUCUCUUUGGAUUCGGAGACUGCAUUGGAUGCAGAGCAAUAUACGGAAUUUAAGCCACAGAGGCAAAGCACCACGCUAGUUUUACCCACUGAUAUCGAACAGCCGAACUUCGAUGAACUGCAGUCGGCUGCCGAAGAGAUCGCCAACGAUAUUUGGAAUUCAUCGUUGGAGUUCCCAGAAGAGAGUGACCGUUUUAUUAGCGCAACAUCCGAAAUAUUCCAAGAUCCAACCUGCUUCGAUUUUCUAAGCUGUCAGGGUAAUUCUAAAACCAUAAACCGUCUUAGAGCGGAUUCUUUAUAUGUAAAGUUCGACCCAUUGGUUGGGGAUACCAGUAUGUUGCCCCAAGGAAACACAGACACUAUUAAUGAGGAGCAAAAUGGAAAAACUGAGAGCCCACCACCAAACAUCGUUACUCCGAAACGUAAUCCUGCCAUAGCGGCUAUAGACAGGCUACUUUUUUACAGCCCAAUUUCUACGAGCAUGACACAAAAAAUGGACGAACCUAGGGAAAAAAUUGAACAGUCUGCAGAGGAACCAAAAUCAGACACUCCGCUAAUUAACGAUGUUAAUUUGAGCAAAGAGUUAGAAUUAGUUAGGGCAACUGUACUCCAAUUAGAGGACGAACUGGAGAAACAAAAAAAAGAGCACAAGGCUGAAUUGGAAAGACAAAAGAAUUCUUUCCAAGAAAAGAUUAAUCAGUUACAGGCACAAAUAGCGCAGGAGGUAAAGAGUAAAUCUCAAAUGACGGUCGUAGUUGAAGAAUAUGAAAAAUCGAUUAGCCGACUGCUCACGGAGAAAGAAAGGGACCGCACGAGUUUCGAACAAGAGAAGACAAAGAUACAGGAUGAACUACAAGCCACAAAUGUUCACUUGUCGAACACAGAGGCUGCAUUCAACGAUGUUCACCAGAAGUAUGAAAAAGUGAAAGGAGUCGUAUCGGUAUACAAAAAUAAUGAGAUAGUGCUGAGGGAAAGUAUCCAGGAAAAUAUGGAGACUAUAAAGUGUUUACAAACGCGGUAUGAUAACUUGAAAAAUCAUGCUACAGCCCAACUCGAGAAGGCUAACUCUGAUUUGGAAGUCAUACGGAAACAACACGAAGACGAAGUAGUAAAGCUCCACGCCAUGGUACGAAAAGCAGAGCUUAAAAGUAAUUCGCUAGCCGAAUUGGUCGAGCAAAAGACUAAAGAAAACAAGGAACUAACGCAAAUAUUGGAUGAGGUGAUCGCCAGGGUGGGUCACCAAAACACGGAAUAAAAACCGAAAGAAUAAACGAGUAUCGCGGCUGCAAUCGCGAUUAGUCUUUAUUUUUUUACUCGCCCCCUUAACGUUUUAGAUACAACCGUAUACCAGAUAUGAUUCAUCUAUGUAUGUGUAUAUGUAUACAUGCGUUGUUUCUAAAAUUAAUUGCAAAUUACGUUUUUGUUUCAA
This is a messenger RNA of Dufourea novaeangliae, 3496 nucleotides long. RefSeq lists its product as uncharacterized. The transcript is spliced from 6 exons. NCBI's taxonomy places the organism in Eukaryota, Metazoa, Arthropoda, Insecta, Hymenoptera, Halictidae. Gene Ontology annotation, biological process: mitotic spindle organization; cell population proliferation; cerebral cortex development. The coding region runs from base 494 to 3322 and encodes 942 amino acids. Gene Ontology annotation, cellular component: cytoplasm. The record is from RefSeq and is a predicted model, not a curated record.